CCUCUGUUUUUAAAUACACCAUGUACUAUAGUAGUUCUCCCUCACUCCUCAGGCUUUGUUCAACUGUUGGCAGAGCUACUAAUUAAUUUCCUUUUGCUACGCUCUUUUUUUGUAUUUUUGCCACCGCACAGGGCUGAAAAAGUGUGGCGCCGCCAGUUAUAACAAUGCAGCACCGCCGUGGGUUUAGUGGGAUUUUUGGGUUUUUUCUCUGCAUAGUACUGUUGUUGGAGUGCUACCCUACGGUGGCGCUGGGCCAGCGUAACGUGUCAGACCCAGAUUGGCAUCCCGCUACCGCCACCUGGUACGGCAGCCCUGACGGUGAUGGCAGCGACGGAGGGGCAUGUGGGUACGGUUCCCUAGUGGACGUGAAGCCACUGAGGGCCCGAGUCGGCGCGGUGAGUCCGGUGCUGUUCAAGAACGGAGAGGGGUGUGGGGCAUGCUACAAAGUGAGGUGCUUGGACAAGAGCAUAUGCUCGAGACGUGCCGUGACAGUCAUUGUUACUGACGAGUGCCCCGGUGGGUACUGCGCCAACGGCCGCAUCCACUUCGACCUGAGUGGUGCAGCCUUCGGUCGCAUGGCUAUGGCGGGUGAGAGUGCCCAACUCAGGAACCGAGGCGAGAUCCCAGUUAUUUUCCGAAGGACACCAUGUAAAUAUCCGGGGAAGAACAUUGCAUUCCACGUUAAUGAAGGUUCGACGGAUUACUGGCUGUCUCUUUUGGUUGAAUUUGAGGAUGGAGAUGGAGACGCUGGAUCAAUGCAUAUAAGAGAAGCUGGUUCUAGUGAGUGGUUAGAGAUGAAUCAUCUAUGGGGAGCAAAUUGGUGCAUUAUUGGGGGACCCUUAAAAGGGCCAUUCUCAGUGAAGCUAACAACACUGUCAACAGGAAGAACACUAUCUGCAAGGGAUGUGAUUCCCACUAAUUGGUCUCCAAAAGCCACUUACACCUCUCGCCUUAACUUCUAAAUUCUACAAUUGUUGCUUCUAAAAGGCAGAAGCUUUUGCCCAUAACAAAGAGGGGGUAAAAGCACAAAGUACCCUUUUUCCCUUUUUCUUCCGUUAAAAGUAGCCGUUGUCUCCUGGGUUUUUUGAGAGAAAAGUAGCCGUUGGAGUCAGCAUAAAGGGCAUCCAAGGCUCACUCUUUCUUUCAUUUUUUUAAUGGGUGAUUUUUCAUUUUUUGUGUGUAGGUGUAGCCAGUAGCCCUCUCCAAAGGGAGAGAGAGCGUUUGGUAGUUUACUGUAAUAACUGGUGUAAGUUAGUGAGUCCAGUGGAGGAUUUGGACCGUUGAUGUAAUUGUGUUGUCAAGUUUGGAGGCAAGCUUGAUUGGGCCAAGUUCACGUGGGACCUUAUCCACUAUUUAAUAGUACUGUUUUUUGGUGCAAUAGUACUGUUAAUGUACUUCUGUUAGUUGUAGUAAUUUGGUUGAGACAUUAAUAUUUGCACUUAAUAAAACGCCUGUUGUUGU
Rubroshorea leprosula is the source of this 1461-nucleotide messenger RNA. NCBI's taxonomy places the organism in Eukaryota, Viridiplantae, Streptophyta, Magnoliopsida, Malvales, Dipterocarpaceae. The record is from the annotation of a GenBank genome assembly.